GAAAUAUCAGGCUCACAAAGCAUCCUGUUAAAAUCUCGAUAAACAAUAAGAUUUUUCCUGUAUUUUUUUAAUAUUUAAACUAGUUUAUUGUUGAAAAAUGGACGACAAUCGGUAGAAUUUUAUAAGGUGGGCGUAAAUACCUAUUAAAAUAAAUCACGUUGACAAUUUGUGUUUGAUGAAAAGAUCUUAUAGAGCUUUAAGAUGACUCUUAAAAUAUCCUAUAUUUCAUUUUUUGUGGUAACUUUUAGUUGUUUUUUCAUGAGAAUUUGCUGUCAGAAAAGUGCAUUGAUGGUCACGGACAGACUGGAAAAUGUGACACAGACAAUUUCAAGACUUCUAGAAGGAUAUGAUAUCCGGCUGAGACCAGAUUUUGGCGGUGAACCUCUCUUUGUUGGCAUGGACUUGACCAUUGCCAGUUUCGAUGCAAUUUCUGAAGUAAAUAUGGAUUACACGAUAACACUUUACUUAAAUCAAUACUGGAAGGAUGAAAGAUUGGCUUUCAGUACUGGAGAGGAAGUUCUGACAUUGUCUGGAGAUUUUGCUGAGAAAAUUUGGGUUCCGGACACAUUUUUUGCUAACGACAAAAACAGUUUUCUUCAUGACGUAACUGAAAGAAACAAAUUGGUACGUCUAAAAGGCGACGGAUCGAUUACAUAUGGAAUGCGAUUUACCACAACGCUGGCCUGCAUGAUGGAUCUUCAUUAUUAUCCGUUGGAUUCGCAAAAUUGUACGGUAGAAAUCGAGAGCUAUGGAUAUACAGUCAUGGACGUGGUAAUGUACUGGAAAAACAGGCCAGUGAGAGGUGUCGAAGAAGCAGAGUUGCCACAAUUCACAAUUAUAGGCUACGAAACGAACGACAGAAAAGAAAAACUGGCGACAGGUAUUUACCAGAGGCUGUCCUUGUCCUUCAAACUGCAAAGGAACAUAGGCUAUUUCAUUUUCCAAACUUAUCUUCCAAGCAUUUUGAUUGUGAUGCUGUCGUGGGUGUCUUUUUGGAUCAAUCACGAAGCUACCAGUGCCAGAGUGGCUUUAGGCAUUACUACUGUAUUGACAAUGACUACAAUCAGUACCGGAGUAAGGAGCUCAUUGCCACGUAUCAGCUACGUCAAAGCCAUUGACAUUUAUCUGGUAAUGUGUUUCGUGUUUGUUUUUGCUGCCCUGUUGGAAUAUGCGGCCGUGAAUUAUACUUAUUGGGGCGCGAGGGCCAAAAAAAAGAGCAAAAAAGCCAAGGAGCAGGAGGAAAAUAAAUCUGGUUCUAAAACUGCAACAACAAUCUCCUCUUGCAACCAAGCCCAAAAACACUCAUUUAAAAAUGAAGACAUAAUUGAGCUGCAGGAUAUCAGGAUGAGCCCGUUACCAUCAAUAAGAAACCGAAAAUUAUCCAUGAAACUCAGCAGCUCGCAGGAGGAUGGAGGUGGCAGUUUUCCACCGAGUUUUCGGUAUAGCAGGUCUUCGGGCUAUAUGUACACUUGCAGGCAGAAUCCUGGUUUGAGGUUUAGAGGUAAUCCAGUACAUAAACCGAAAGUCCUGCACGCCAUUCGUAAAGGUGCUUUGGUCCUGAAAGCUUCCAUGCCGAAAAUCAAAGAUGUCAAUGUGAUCGAUAAAUAUUCGAGAAUUGUUUUUCCUGUUACUUUUUUAAUUUUCAAUACGAUUUAUUGGCUGUUUUAUAUUUUGGAGUGAUUUUAAAUUUCAAUACUGCGGGAAUUUGAACAAAAGAAACACACUUCAAAAAGUUCAGAAGUAUAUUAUUUUUAUAUUUCUAGUUCAAUCUGGUAGGUUGAAAAGCACUGUACAUUAUAUACUGUCCAUAAAUCCUUAGCAAAAAUUUAUUGUUCUAUGUGAGUACAUUAGGUAGGUACAUGUUAUGUUUUCUAGAUAAGUAAACAACUAUUGGCUUGACAUUUGAACAUUUAACACAGGGGCAUAUUAUUUGAUGUUCCCUAUUUUUAGAAAAAAAAAAAAACAGCCAAUCGAAAUAUUUUUCCGAUAAAAUCCAAUAAUCUUGUGCAAUAAUCUCACGAAAAAAAUCGUUUCAAU
Molecule: messenger RNA, 2037 nt
Organism: Ceutorhynchus assimilis (cabbage seed weevil)
Lineage: Eukaryota; Metazoa; Arthropoda; Insecta; Coleoptera; Curculionidae
Source: the annotation of a GenBank genome assembly